Diceros bicornis minor is the source of this 2733-nucleotide messenger RNA. RefSeq names its product DnaJ heat shock protein family (Hsp40) member C22 (gene DNAJC22). The record is from RefSeq and is a predicted model, not a curated record. Bases 274 to 1401 code for a protein of 375 amino acids. The transcript has 4 exons. Gene Ontology annotation, biological process: endocytosis. Gene Ontology annotation, cellular component: plasma membrane; early endosome. NCBI's taxonomy places the organism in Eukaryota, Metazoa, Chordata, Mammalia, Perissodactyla, Rhinocerotidae.
AACAAACACUGCAAGACAAAGUCCAUAUUUGGAUGGAAGUGGGAGCGGAGUGAGAGGGGCCAUUUUGACCCUGUGAUCUAAGGAAAUGACUGAUCUGACGGGGCCUGGGAGCCAGGGUGCCCAGGUGCGGCCGCUCACCCCGGGGGCUAGCGGGUGCUGGCUCCUAAGGGCCACUCUGCGUAGACAGGAGAGACUGGCAGGGUCUAAGGAUAACUCUGGGGCCAUGACGGACAUGAUUCUCCCAGAGGACCCCACAUUUCUACACUCUGAGCAAUGUCAGGUGCCACUGGACUUGUUCUGAGACCCUUUCUCUACAGGAUGGCCAAGGGGCUCCUGGUGACCUAUGCCCUCUGGGCUGUAGGGGGCCCUGCUGGGCUCCACCACCUGUACCUGGGAAGAGACAGCCACGCACUGCUCUGGAUGCUUACCCUGGGGGGUGGUGGGCUGGGCUGGCUCUGGGAGUUCUGGAAGCUCCCAAGCUUUGUAGCUCAGGCUAACAGAGCCCAGGGGCAGAGGCAGAGCUCAGGAGGGGGGACACCCCCCCUAAGUCUCAUUCGCUUUGCUGCCCAGAUGAUAGUGGGCAUCUAUUUUGGCCUUGUGGCUCUCAUUAGCUUUUCCUUCAUGGCUAACUUCUAUAUUGUAGGACUCCCACUGGCAGUUGGCUUAGGAGUCUUGCUGGUGGCUGCUGUUGGCAACCAGACCUCAGACUUUAAGAACACUCUAGGGGCGGCAUUUCUUACUUCCCCUAUCUUCUAUGGCCGCCCCAUAGCUAUCCUGCCCAUCAGCUUGGCUGCCAGCAUCACAGCCCAGAAGCAUCGCCGCUACAAAGCUUCUGCUGGGUCAGAGACUCUCAGUGUGCGGCUCUACCGCCUGGGCUUGGCUUACCUUGCUUUCACGGGCCCGCUAGCAUACAGCGCCCUCUGCAACACAGCUGCCACCCUCAGCUAUGUGGCAGAGACCCUUGGCUCCUUCUUGAGUUGGUUCAGCUUCUUCCCCCUCCUUGGCCGCCUCAUGGAAUCUGUCUUCCUUCUGCCUUACCGAGUCUGGAGGCUGCUGGUGGGGGAUCCUGGCUGCAGCAGCAGCUACUUCCAGGAGUGGGAGAAGCUCUAUGAAUUUGUUCACAGUUUUCAGGAUGAGAAGCGUCAGCUGGCUUACCAGGCUUUGGGUCUCUCAGAGGGGGCAAGAAAUGAAGACAUACAUCGCAGAUACCGGGAGCUAGUGAAGAUCUGGCACCCUGACCACAACCGGCACCAGACAGAGGAGGCUCAGAGGCAUUUUUUGGAAAUCCAGGCUGCAUACGAAGUCCUGAGUCAGCCCAGGAAGCCCAGGGGAUCUUGGAGGAGAACUUUCGAGGAGCUACACUUUCCCCAAGAAGGAACAGGCGGCUGUGGGGUGGGGUAGUUCCCCCAUCAUGGACUCUUCUGUUUAGAGGAGUAUUGUGGAGAGCUCUCACGCUUUACAUGAGGGGUUUGGACUGGCUGAACUCUCAGGUCUUCCCAAAACUUGGGAUCUGAUUCUGUGCUCAAUACCCUGCUCCCUAGUUGCUUACAGUGUGGUGGGAAAUAAUAACACAGGUAUACAGAUAUCAAAGGCUGCAUUGUUCAGCAUUUUGAACUAAGUGUCAUAAGAAGUGUAUAUAGCAUGCAUUGGGAUAUUGGAGAAGGGACAGAUGACAUUGUUUUAUGGGGACUUAUGGAAAAAUUCAUGAUUUUAUAUCUUAUAUGCCUUUAUGGGGACUUUGGGGAAACCCUAGGGAACCAGCAGCUCGAGCAUCUCAAAGGGACUUAUUUAAUUCCCAAGUAACUAGCCGAGUGUGGAGGAAACAAUCCAGGAUGCAGAGGAAGACUGGAGACCAGGAACAUGAUGUUAAAAUUAUGUACCUUUACUCCAGCUUUCUUGCUUUUCUUUAUUCAUGUUGCAUUCCUCACACUUUUUUUUCUUUUUUUCUGGAAGUUAACUCUGAGUAGUAUAUAUAUUUAAAAGUGGAAUUAUUUUAGCUAGUAUUCCCUACAGAUUGAAAAAAUGGUCUGAGUAAUUGAGAGGAAUGAAAUUUGUAGAUGUAUUUUCUUUGCAUUCAUUUAUUAAAAAAACUUUAAAAGUUUUUAGCUGAUGAAUUUAUAUACCAUGAUUUCAAGACCAAAUUAACUUUCACACGUUUUUAAAGUUGCCAAAAAUUGAUAUACAUUUGCUUUGAAAAACACAAUUUGUCAAAUUAUCACAUGGAAUUUUAAUGAGGCAUUUUCAUAGGCUAGUAAUUAGUAACUUAUUGGGCCGGCCCCGUGGCUUAGCGGUUAAGUGCACGCGCUCUGCUGCUGGCAGCCCGGGUUCGGAUCCCGGGGGCGCACCGCUUCUCCGGCUAUGCUGGGGCCGCGUCCCACAUACAGCAACUGGAAGGAUGUGCAGCUAUGACAUACAACUACCUACUGGGGCUUUGGGGGGAAAAAAUAAAUAAAUAAAAUCUUUAAAAAAAAAAUUAGUAACUUAUUAACAUGAUAUGUAGUACUACGUCUGCAAAGUGUAAAUAUAUUAAAAAUAGUCUAUAAGGAAAAAAAGACGAAAGAGUGAUUAGGGACUUUACUUGAUUUGGAAAAUUAUUUUACUGUUCUCAAAUUUUGUCAGGAGUUUUUGUUACAAAAAUAUGGAUAUAUUUUAAUUUAUUCAAGUGGGAACUAUUGAUGAGCAGUUUCUAUUUUUCCAACAUGAGCAAUGCGACAUUAAAUAUCUUUAAAUAUG